CUUUAUUUGACUCACCGAAUUAGGGUCACAGCCGGCCCAGGAACCCAACUCUACAGUUGUAGCCCGUGGGCCUCAACUCUUUAAAACUCCUGACCAAGUCAAAGCUCGAUCAUGGCAUCAGCUAACCUCCCUGCAGUUCAGACAACACCAGCGACGCCCCUGACGUCGACUUCGAGUUUUGAGUGAUCCAGCAAUCCAUGGAGACGACGAGUUCAGCAGCGUGACCAUGUCGUCGUCUUCCCCUUGCCGGCCGGCCGCGGCCGGCCGCCGCGAGCCGUGUGUGGCCGCACCCCGCUUGUCCCCACCGAAAUGCCCUCGCCACCGCGCACGCAUAAAGCCGAACACCCUCGCCGCGCACCCCGCCUCGAAACCUCCGCCUUCUUCGCGUCGCGGCGUCGCUCGUCCAUGCGAGAUCGCCACCCAUUCCGGACGCCAUGGAGAAGAGUAAGGUCGUCGUCUUUGCCGGUCGGGUGCUCGCGAUAGUAGCGUUGCUGCUGGCGUGCUGCUGCAUGGCGGCGGCGGCGCAGGGCGGGGAGGGGGCUAGGGUGAGGGAGUCGCUCAUCGGAUUCCUGACCGAGCUCGCCGGCGGCGACAAGGAGAGAGCGCGCGGCAUCGGGUGGGACGCGUCGGUCGAACCGUGCGACGGCAACCGGACGGUGUGGCCCGGCGUCGGCUGCAACGGCGCCCCCGCCGGCGAUGGCCGGAUCACAGCCAUCGUGCUGGAGCGCAAGGGGCUGGACGGCACCAUCAACGCGGCGUCGCUCUGCGCCGCCGCGCCCGCGCUCCGCGUGCUGAGCCUGGAGGGCAACGCGCUGCGCGGCGACCUCCCCGCGGCCAUCUCCGGCUGCGCCAGGCUGACGCACAUCUACGUCGGCGACAACCGCCUCUCCGGCAGCCUCCCGCCGUCGCUCGCCGAGCUCGCCAGCCUCCACGUGCUCAACGUCUCCAGGAACAGCUUCUCCGGCGAGAUCCCCGCCGAGCUCAGCAAGCUCGGCCUCGUGAGAUUCUGCGUCAACGACAACCGUUUCAACGGCGCCAUCCCGGAGUUCGAGCUGUCCAGGUUCGAGCACUUCAGCGUCGCGAACAACAACCUCACCGGCCCGAUCCCCGACGACGCCGGCGACUUCGGCCGCGACAGCUUCUCCGGCAACUCGGACGGCCUGUGCGGCCGGCCGGACUUCCCGCCGUGCCCGCCCCCGCCGAGCUCCGGCGAGAACGAUGGGAAGAGGAGGAGGAGGGCGCGGACGAUCGUCAUGUGCCUCGGCUACGUCCUCCUCGGCGCCGGCGUGGCGGCCUUCGUCUUGUACAUGAUGUGCUCCAAGAGGCGGAGGAGACCAAGCGGCGUCGGCGGCAAGACGGCGGCGACGACGGAGACAUCAUCGUCGGUGACCCCAGGGAAGUCGGCAUACUCCCUCCCGAUGUCGGAGGAGCGGAUGAACGCCACGGCGGCGGCAGCGGCGGCGGUGGCGCGCGCGACGCCGGCGUCGCUGGUGGUGCUGCAACGAUCGGGCACGGCGGCGUCGACGGUGAUGACACUGAACACUGCGGCGGCGGCGGCGGCGGAGGCGGCGAGGAAGCUGCGGUUCGAGGACCUGCUCAGGUCGCCGGCGGAGCUGCUGGGGCGCGGCAGGUUCGGGAGCGCGUACAAGGUGGUGGUGCCCGGCGGCGCCGCGCUGGCGGUGAAGCGGGUGAAGGACGCGGCGGGGGCGGAGGAGGAGGAGGAGUUCCGGCGGCGGAUGGAGCGCGUCGGGAAGGCGAGGCACCCGGCCGUGCUGCCGCCGCUGGCGUUCUACUGCGCCAUGCAGGAGAAGCUGGUGGUGUACGAGUUCCUCGGCCAUGGCAGCCUCGCCAAGCUUCUCCAUGGUUCUAUAGAGAGCAGCCAGGUCGCCCUGGACUGGCCGGCGCGCCUCCACAUCGCCUCCAAGGUCGCCGACGGCAUGGCGUUCAUGCACGGCGCCCUGCGCGGAGGCGACGGCGACGGCGACGGCGCGAACGCGAACUUGUCGUUCUCAUCCUCCUACGAGGAGGACGAGGCCGGCGGCGCCAUCGCUCACGGCAACCUCAAGGCCUCCAACAUCCUCUUCACGGCCACCAUGGAGCCCUGCAUCAGCGAGUACGGCGUCACCGCGCCGCCGCCGCCGUCGUCGGCGCCAGCGGCGGCGCUUCGCGCCGACGUGCGCGCGUACGGCGUGCUGCUGCUGGAGCUGCUCACGGGGAAGGCCACGGCAGCGGACGGCGCCGAGCUGUCGCGGUGGGUGACGGCCGUCAUCCGGGAGGAGUGGACAGCCGAGGUGUUCGACCGCGCGAUGCUCUCCUCCGCCGGCGCCGGCGGCGACACCGUCGCCAGCGAGCAGCGGAUGGUGCGCCUGCUGCAGGUCGCCAUGAGAUGCAUCGACGACGCCUCCUCGCCGUCGCCGCCGCCCACCAUGAGGGAGGUCGCUGGCAUGGUGAACGCCAUCCGCGAGGAAGACGACAUGUCGCUCUCCUCGGAGGCAUGACAUGAGUGACACUGACGCGGACGAACACCAAGCACUUGACCAGUGUGUGCAGCAAUGCAAAAUUCCCCUCGAAACUCUUUAAACCUCUCGUUUCUACUAUAUAAUUAAUCAUGUUUAGUGCUAAAAAAUCCUGUUUAAUUACUGCUACUACCUCAUAUUAAUCUGCUUUAGUGCAUGUUUGACAAUUGUAUUGUACUUAACUCAAAUGAUUGUAUAAAUUUGUAGUCCACUUCUACUCUGUUCUUUCUGUUAACUAUAGCUACUCUGUUAUGUAAAAAAACCUUCAACCGUUUCCCUUAAAAUGCGAACUUUCAUAUAUUAUUAU
Molecule: messenger RNA, 2823 nt
Organism: Oryza sativa Japonica Group (Japanese rice)
Lineage: Eukaryota; Viridiplantae; Streptophyta; Magnoliopsida; Poales; Poaceae
Product: probable inactive receptor kinase At2g26730
Biological process (GO): protein phosphorylation
Molecular function (GO): ATP binding; protein kinase activity; protein binding
Source: RefSeq, a predicted model, not a curated record